Molecule: messenger RNA, 455 nt
Organism: Bursaphelenchus xylophilus (pine wood nematode)
Lineage: Eukaryota; Metazoa; Nematoda; Chromadorea; Rhabditida; Aphelenchoididae
Source: the annotation of a GenBank genome assembly
AUGUUUACAAAGGAUCCAAUGCCUCCGACAACUCAAUGGACCAGGUUUCGGGUUGGGCGUGUAAAACGUUUUACGUUCAGCGACCUUCAACCCGAAACUCGUUAUAUUUGCGCUGUUACGGCAGAACACAAUGCUGGCUUGGCCACAAUGUCCAAAACAUUAAGAUUCCGGACCAAAACUCGCAGUUCUUUGAAGAAUCCGCAGUUCGAUCAGGAAGAAGAUUCGAUCGCCGUAAACAUGGCUGUAGAACAGGUGAGAUUACUGUAACAAUUAUGCGAAAACACUCAUAGGCCUCUCAUUCGCCCACUCCGUCGUUGAUGUGGCGUCCUCAACCGUUCUUUGCUCAGAUUCAGAAUGCACUUCAGACCCAUUUCCUUUCCUCACCCCUCAGAUUCAGAUUUUUGCCCGACGCGAGCUCGCGCGACCUUGUUCUCAACGACACUGAUGAUAAUUGA